AAAAUUACAAUAAACAUUUGUGAUGUGACGUUCUGAAGAUACAAAACGAGAAUGGAACAAGUGUUCGCUACUGCUGACAAACUGUCAGAAGUAAUACGAAAUAUGCAACAAUGCUUACAAUGUACAAUUUGUCUCCAUACUAUAUCCGAACCCAUGAGAACUCGUUGUGGGCAUCGAUUUUGUCGUGAAUGUAUCCAAACGGUGUUGCAAAGCAGAAAUGCGCUCUGUCCACUGUGCAACACCAAUCUUCCGCGUCGUGGCAUUUCGAAGGACGAGUGCAUGGAAAUGUACGUCAACAAAUUAGAGGAAUUAAUCGAAGCAGUUAAACUGGACUCUGGCAUCGACAUAUCCUUGCACACCGCAAGACCACAAAGCACGCGGGAAAGCAGCUCGUCGGACCCCAUGGAGCACCAUAAACCCGACACAGAGGAGCACUACGGACCAAGUUGUUCGUACGUCGAGUCCGCGUUGAAAGCACCGCGUACUUCUCGGCCGAAAAGUUACGGGCGAACGCGUAAAAUGGUAUCCAGAAACAGCGAGGGUAAGAAGAACAGCACCGAGGGCAGCGAUAUAACGAAAUUUCUGAACAAAUAUGCCCUGUCGGGCAUCGCUGUUCUGCCUUCUAACGAAUCCAACGGCAGCGAGAAGAACUCGAUGGACGUCAAAGUACAAAAUUGGCUGGAAUCUUUGCCAAACGACGAACCGUUGGACGAUUUUAACAAAACCCAACCGAUGCACAACGAAUGCAAUCUCGACGAUACCACGAUGUCUUCCGUCUCCCAAAUCGACGAGAAAGCCAAAAAUGGCAAUUCCAAAUCGAAGAAGGCUGUUAUUAAAACGCAUCGAACGUAUUCUAAGGCGGAGAAUCGAAGAGUACUUCCAGGUACAUCGAGAUUGAACGACGAUACCAAAGAUCAGGAGAGAACAAUGGACGAACCAGCGCUGCUUCAUCGAGGGCAGCAUGUCGACAGGACGUCACCGUGCAACAUGCUGCCCUCGGUGAAGCAGAACUGGUCCAGCGUCGCGCGAUUCGGCAAAGAAUUACGGAAAAAGAAGCGAACGAGAAAGCUGAGGUCUUUGGACGUCAGCAUCGAGAACAAGAGCAACAGAUAUUCGCGAUCGCUCGACGAAAUUGAAAAGGAAGCCAUCAAAUCGGGACCAAUUAGAGACAAAGAGACGGACAAGGAAGGUAAUCCUUCCGAAAGCAUGGAGAAGCGUCUGCCAAACGAGCAAACACCCACGAAAGAGAAACACGACGCAUCUAUGCAAGAGAUCCAAGCUGAGGGGACGUCGUUCAUCGCGCUGAAAGAAGGCGAGCACGUGCACAUAACGAAAUUGAACAAUAGUCAGAUGAAGGACAUAAUCGGCGUCGCUGGUCCCAGCGAGGAUCGCAGAUACAAAAGCAGAACGAUGCCUCCGAAAACGUCGAUGGAGAAGGCUUUCGUCCGAUCGAACAACGCCAGUCCGGAUUUGUUGUGCGGGGACAGCUUCUUGGGGACGGAGGUGAUCGAGCAAACGCCCACCUGCAGCAGAUUGUCUCUGAAACGACGAAGCACCGACCCUAAAUCGGAAGAGUCUCGGAAAUCGAACGACGUAGCGCGGCUGGAGACCGUGAAACGCGACUUGUAUCGAGAAAUAGAUGAUGACGAGAGCGCCAGGACGAGAUUAACGUCGGAGACGAAGGACAAAUCCGAGGGAAGCAAUAGACCGGAUGCUGGUUCCGUGUACUCCACGAGUUCCAACGAGAAUAGGAACAAGAAAGAGGACAAAGGACAGAACAAAUGUUUCGUUACGUUCAAAAAGUUGGGCAAGGUUUACAAACGCCGUAAGAAACGCGUCGCUUUCUUGCAUUUGGGCUCGAUCCUGCCGAAAUCGGUUCACCAGGAGUAUUUGGAGCUAAGGUUGCAAAAUCCGUGCAAUUCGUCGGCAUUCCAGGACCUGAGUACUCAGAAACUAGCGUCUGAGUGUCGUUUCGGGAAUAAUACGCGAAUCUCGGUGAACGUUACGCCGCAGGAUGAAAUGGAGAGUAUUUUGCCAACAGAGGAAGAAGCUUCUGCGUUCGUUCAACCUGGACCAUCGAAUAUCGCGUCGAAACCGCCAGGUGUAUUGGCUAACCUAAGCGAGAGUCAGUAUCGAGCGUCCAACGAUGUAUUUUUCAUAACCUUGCCCGACAACGAGGAGAAGCAGCCUGAGGUUGUUGAAAAGAUAGCGCCCAAAACCGCCAUCAGGAUGUUAUCGCCAAAGAAGGACUCCCAGCUGAAGUUUCUUUCCUUGGAUUCGCCCAUCACCGACGAUCCACAAGUAUCCAAAAUGGCUGCUUCCAGCGCGAAGAGGAACAACUUCUCCGAUAUAAAGGGUGUGCAUUCGAGGGCUCUGAUACUCAGAUCUCAGCAAGUACGCGAAUCUUCGCAGCCCGAUUCGUCUUCCGCAUCGGAUAAAAAGCGGAAAAGGGCGGACGGCGGCGAUAAGCUCGAAGGAACAAAGAGGAAAUCGAUGGACGCGGAAGAUCUGCAAGAUGGCGGCUCCUGCCAUUCCGGCGAUAGUUUCUUCUCGAAGGCCACGUACGUGAAACGGCCGGCGAUCACCGAUACCGGAACCACCACGCCAAAGAAUGUUACGGUGGCUAAAGAAUUCCAUUCCAACUCGACCAUUCCCAGUACCAAGCCCUUGGAAACGGUGUUGCUGAGCUCUGAUACGGACACUGACAGCAGGGAGAGCCAGGAGAAGGACGGGAAGAAGGCGUUCAAGAGGAUUUCGACGUUGCGUGGUUCAGGCACGGAUUCUCUGGAACUUGUCUGUUUGGGCAACGAAGUAAACAGUGAUCAGGUCGCAGCGCCUCAGAUGACCAAACGGAAACGGCCGUUGUCUCCGGACUCCGACUGCGAUAUGGAGCUGAACGCGAUAGCGAGCAAUUGGUACAAGGACUUGAACGCAACCGAUAGGCACGCGAAGAAAGGAAAAGUGGAGCAAACUCGUGCUUCCUCGGCUUUUAUGCACGCGUCCAGCGAGACGAAAAAAGACUCAUUAACGACCAAGAUACCCAACAGAGUCUAUACCCCGAUGUACAGACAACCAUCUACGAUCGACGUUGGUUCGAGCUCCGAUGGACGAAGCUUUCGCGUUAAAAGGCAAGAAACUUCUUCUCAGAACAGAGGAACGUUCGACUCCGAUUCUCCGGACUUUGGUUCGACAGUGGACAGGAUAAGAGACAUACAAAAGCGGGCGACCGAGUCCAGCGACAAUAAUAAAGAUUCUGACCAGAGACGAGAGGCUAUGCUGCACGACAACUUCGACGAAAUAAUGGCCAACGUCGACACGGAAGCAAUACUCAACGAGUAUUCCAAGAGCAAGCCGCGAUCCCUGAACAAGGACGAUCCUGAGCUCCAUAAAUCUUGCAGUUCCGACAAGGAGAACAAAUACAAGGAAUCGGAGCCAUUGUACGAAAGUUUCAGCGACGAGGAGAAAACCCUGACGCCGGGAUCCGCGAACGUCGUCGAUAGGAAGAGAAACCCGAUGCACGGUGAUGAAUUGCAGGGGAGAGUGAGCAAAGAAUCAAGGAAGAAUAUUUGGGACAAGUCGGCAAGCGAUCCAUUAGCCGACAAUGACAAAGCGGUUGGGAACGCAAAUAUGGAAGCGACGAGUUACGAGCAUGAUUCUCUCAUGGACGUCACGCAACAUUAUUUGCAAAUUAAGCAAUUCGAGGAGGAUCUGUUUGGCAAAUCGACGAACCCCAAGAUGCAGCCUGAUAAGAAGAAAGAGACGAGAGAACAAAGAACUCCGUCCAAGAAUGCGAUCACUGGACUCUCCGGUGCGAAACGAACGGACGCCGAACACUCGGCCGAAGAAGACGACAUUGUCGAGAACACUCCUGACGACAAGAUGAAGACCGCCCAACCGACCAGCGCGACGACGAAAAGUAGUUCGAGUAUAUCACCGAUAUCGAGGGUCGGCAUGAAACAGUUUGCGAGGACUCCGUCGACGGUUGUUGGAACGAAUUCGAGGAGAAGCACACCGCUUUGCAAGAGGAGGAUCCAUCCUCUUUGCGAGAGCACGCCGAUAGCGCAGACGAGCAGGAAGAAUAAUUUCGAGGCCGGCACGAAGCGCACGGAAGAUAAGGGAUUCAAGUCAGCGACGAGUACGAACGAUAAACGAACGACGAACGUGUCGGGAAACAUUGUACAGAGCUUUGCCAGGCAAAGGUUGUGUUUCGUUUGCAGCGGUCUGGGACAGGCUCAAAUUGAACACGUGAAGAGGCUGGCAAGUAUCGUGAACGCGCGAUACGUGACUCAAUUCGAUCCCGAUGUGACGCACGUUAUCGUGAAAGCUGACAAGGAGAAUAACGGGGCCAGUAAAACGCUCAAGUACUUGCAAGGAAUCGCUUACAGGAAAUGGAUCGUCGUGGACCAGUGGGUCACCGAUUGCUUGAAGGAGAAGAAAUUAAUAAACAUGGAACCCUACGAGGCGGUGGACAACAGGACUCUCGAGGCUGGUCCUCGAAAGUCGCGGUUAAGGCAAAACAAUAAUUUAUUCGAAGACUUCGUGUUCCUCUUCAUCGGACCCUACGUGGACGUCACCGUCGAACAGUAUCAGGAGUUGCUACGUGCUAUUGGUGCCACUGUGGUCGAGACCGUGGAAGCCCUAGCUGUUGAAAAGAAGAGGUUGAAAGUUAUCGUGGUCCAAGCCAACUAUUACAACUACGAAAUCAUUGCAGGCUGGUACAAGAAGGCUCGUGCUGUGCCAGUUGCCCACGAUUGGGUAGUGGAGUGUAUCAGUCAGUACAAACUGAUAUCCUUGUAUCCAUACCUGCAGGAGUUGGCGCGACAAGAAGUUCUAGCUUUAAAUUUUCCAGAAUUCCUCGUCGAACAGCAAGAUUCUGACGAGGACUCGGAUGAUCCCACGAACAGCGACCACGUGAUAUAAACACAAAUUACUUAAAUCAAACAAGUUUACCAAAUAGUACUAUAAAUUUGAUACUGCAAAUAUGCAUCGGGCCUGUGAAUUAUUGUCGUUCAAGGUUUGCCUAAGUUUGAUAACAAAGAGUAUAUUUGUUUCUGCAGAGAAUAUUAUUAUCUUUAUACGUUCGAAGUUAUUCGUUUCGAUUAGAUACAUGUACAUAUAUAUGUUCGUUACUUUCUAUUUAAUACUGUUUAUCUUCUUUUUCUGCGCUGAUUCUUACAAAGCGAUUCAAGGUUCAAGGCUUGAACGGAAACGAUUUUUAGAUUAAUAAUAUAUGGUGUCAUAAAAUACGCGUUUAUAACUUUACUUUUACGCCUUGAAACUUUUCGUAACGUAAGAGUAUAGUGAGCAUCGCGAGCGGCGAAGCACGGACUUUUGUCAAUAUGUCCCUUACCUGGAACCUUAGCCAGGCACACACGUGCGUCGUGCAAACGUUAACAACGCCGUUGCUUAUUACUUAUCACGUUCAAUUUUCAAUUAGCCCGUGAAUAGGGAAUCGCCCAGUUUUUGGCCGCGGUACGGUGCUCUCGAAUUACCGCGGAACGCGAAACUUACGCGUGUGGGUAUUCUGUUCUAUCUCGUUUCGCGAGUUCAGUCGGAUUACCAUUUGAAUUUUUUAAUUACAAUAAACACGUGGAAUUCAGCUAGGUGUACGGUAUGUAGGACGAGUAAGUUGCUUACACCGUGCAAUAUGAUCAUUAUGGCUAGGAUCAGAGGCUGCGUAUUGCGAGGUACAUCGAGGCCGCUCACGUAAUCACCGAAACACGCCAACUAUAUUGAUUUGCCCGGGACCACCUGUAGCCAACUCUCGUUCCUUGUCUAGCGCCACACCAGCGGUUAUGAAUCUCCUCCAAUUGCUAGCAAGUGAGGAGAAAUAAUCACUGUAUAGCCGUCCGCGUAUUCCAAGUGCCUCUACAUAUCUGGCGGGUGACAUUAACCGGCCAUAUUUCACUUGUUAAAAAUGCAUCUUUCGAUGACCCGCGUUCGUCUCCUAAUUAUUAAGACUCGUUACACACGGAGGACAUUCGUUAAAUCAAAUAAUCGACCAUUUGUUUUGUAAAUCUCCUGUGUAUAAAUAUUCUUGU
This is a messenger RNA of Colletes gigas, 6041 nucleotides long. Its product is annotated as breast cancer type 1 susceptibility protein homolog. Gene Ontology annotation, molecular function: ubiquitin-protein transferase activity. The coding region runs from base 52 to 4920 and encodes 1622 amino acids. The transcript is spliced from 7 exons. The record is from RefSeq and is a predicted model, not a curated record. Gene Ontology annotation, cellular component: BRCA1-A complex; BRCA1-BARD1 complex; plasma membrane. NCBI's taxonomy places the organism in Eukaryota, Metazoa, Arthropoda, Insecta, Hymenoptera, Colletidae. Gene Ontology annotation, biological process: negative regulation of fatty acid biosynthetic process; double-strand break repair via homologous recombination; positive regulation of transcription by RNA polymerase II.